AUGGAUGCGCAGAAUGCUGCCGAGUCGACCCAGACGAGGCCUGCUGGCGCUCCUUCCCCUCGGCAGCGGCGAAGCUCUGGGCCGGACCAGAAGGCAUCCUCGCCGACCCACCUGAAGGCCCCGUGGCCGAAGUCUGCAAGUUACAAUGCGGCCGCCUCGCCUUCCGCCCAUGAUGGCUCGCCGACAUCGCAUCCCGACGACCAUGCCGACGACCGCGACUCGGACGCCGAGACCAUCGUCCUGCCUGGUAAACAUGCCCGCUCUCCCUCCAAGGCCCGCAAGGUUCGCCAGGAGGAUAAGAGUGAGAGCGACGCCGAGGCCGGCAAGCGCCGCAAACCCAGCCAAAUACCCAUCAGCGACGAUGCCGACCCGAGCAACGGCAGCAACGAAGGCGACGCCAAGGCCCCAGUCUCCGCCGGCGCCCCUGGCAGCAACCUGAACGUGAAUAAGAAGAAGCAGCAGCAGCAGCAGCAGCAGCAACAUCGCCUCUCCGCUUCGGGCUCGGCUGCGCUGGAAAAGGACCGUCGUCCUCGCGGCAAGGACGCCGGUGCCGCUUCGGCCUCUCUGAGCUCUGCACCCGCCUCGCCCUCUCAAACACCUCAUCAAAACCAUCACCGACAGGAGCGGCAGGAGCGGCAGGAGCGGCAGGAGCAGCAGGAGCCGCCGCAACGACAGCAGCAGGUUCAUCGCAGGCAUCGCUCUGAUGUCGGCCUCUCUUCUCUUUCCGACUCCGAUCAACAUUCAUCACACAAGGCAUCGUCAAAAUCAUUCCUACGCGACAAACUCAAGCCCGGCGAGCGACCUCUGCCCCACAAACGAAAAGCCCCCAAGACGGAAUCCGAUGACGAGGCGGAUGCUCGCAAGCCCAGCCGUCAACGCACCACCAGCGCUGGCCUGGACGUCGACGGCAGGCGCCCAUCCAAGACACCCUUGAAGGCCCCGCCGGACUCCCGUGCGAGGUCGAUUUCGCCCCAAAACCGACACCGUCGACGGAGCACUUCAACACACCUGCCCCCGAAUUCAUCAAAUAGCAUCUAUCACAAGAAGAAGCAGCUGCCUCCACCUCUCCAGUCCGUGAGCUAUCACUCCGACUCCUCCGACAGCGAGUCCCUGCAACCGCGCACCUCGAAGCUGCGCAACCUUGCCACUUCGACGGCAGCCGAUUCGGCCAUCUCCCCGGCCAAGAUGGCACCCCACAAGAAACAUCUCGACGCUCACGGCCAGACCCUCUUGGCGCGCGCCUGUGCGCGUGCCGAGUACGACAACGCGAAGAAGCGACUCCAUGAGCGGCCCGAGGAUUUGAACGUCGCAGAUUACGCCGGCAACACGCCGCUCCAGAUCGCCGCCAUUAAUGGCUGCGAGGAUAUUGUGAAGCUGUUGAUCGAUGCUGGCUGCAACCUCGACUGUGUCAACUACGACAAAGACACUCCGUUGCUGGAUGCCGUCGACAACGGCCACCUCGGCGUCAUCAACCUUCUUUUGGCCGCUGGCGUGAACCCUCGCAAGGCGAACGUCAACGGCGAGGAGCCGCUGGAUCGUGUCACGGAUGAGACGGAAAAUGCCAAUGAAAUCCGUACCGUGCUUCUCGAGGCCCGAAAACGUGCCGGAGAUCGACGGGGCCGAACCUCGGAGGACCGCAACUCGCAUCACGACAACUUGGACGCACAUGCUCCCGACAGUCCUCGCCGCUCCCCGACCGGCACCGCGGCACUCUCGACCGGCCGCAGGGCCGGCACCGUUCGCUCCACCAAGACGAGGAACGACUUGCUCUACAUGCCCUUGGACGACAAGACGUUGCGCCAAGCGGCCGGGCGCGGCGAUGAGGAAACCGUCGCGCGCAUAUUGCAAGUGAAGGAAAAGUUUGAUGAUCCGGAAACCAUGGUGGCCGCCGCCCGAGGCGGCCACGAUCUCGUCCUGCAGCUGCUGCUCGGCCUCGGCAACGCCAACGCCGACCCCAGCCCGGUUCCGUCACUUACGCCCGAGCUGGCGACGCCGAUGCUCGCCGCCAUCGGCCAGGAGAACAUCAAAGUCAUCGAACUCCUGUUGGAGCAGCAAGGCUUCGACCCGACUCGCCGGUUCAAGGGCGAGACCUACUACGAGAUUGCGCGGCGUCGAGGAGGCCCGAAUGGCCACGAGGAGGAGCAGAAGUUGAAGAAUGCCUAUGACGAGUAUAAGCGCUCGCAUCGGGACACCCUGAAGCUUAAAUCUCCCGGAGGACGGCUUGAGCGCGAAAGGGAACGAGAGUCACGGCGAGACGACGGCAAAGACGUCUCCCGGCCUCUGAAGCGAAACCACUCGAGCCCAACCCUCGAAGUCGACCCUAAGAAGAAGCUCGCCUCCGCUUCCAAGCUGACGAGUCCCCGUGAAAAGAAGAGGUCCAAUUCGCUCGCAAAUCGUGGCGAGGAUGAUCAUCCAAAGCGUGUCGUCGAACGUGUCAGGAAAGACGCGGCAAACGUCUCCGACCGAGAAGUCUCACCGGCAAGGCCUCACAAGCCCAAGGCCGUGCGCGCCGAGUCGGAUCUCACGGCCCUGUCGUCCGAGGGAGAAGCUGCCAAGCCUCGAAGGAAGCUCGUCUCCAAGGGCGAGCUGAGCCGAGAACGCGACAAGCAGAAGCGCGCCUUCAAGGAUCCAUCGAGCCCGAACGAGCCACGAAGCGACGACGCGGCCGACAAGAGCAAGUCGUCGGAAAAGUAUCACGGCAGGGCCAAGGCGCUGAAACGAGACGAGCUCCGAGAGCAUGGACCUGGCGAGGGUGCAACCAAGAGGCACCGAGCCAGCAUGACGCCCGAGAGGUCGAACGAUGCCGACAAGGAUCACGGCGAAUUACCGGUCAAGCGGCGACGGCUUGACGUGGAGAGCACGGACAAGUCCCUGAAACAGCCUUCCUCGGCAGACGGCCGUCAACAUAAAUCCAGCCUGCCACGCGACCCUUCUGCGAAGCUCUCCAGAAAGGACCGCGAGGAAGGGAGGGACCGGCGGGACCCCCAGCAUCCCGCCGGCGCAAAGGCCGGAACCGGCAAGUCGAUCAAGGUCAAGUCCGAAGAUGCCGACGUCCACAUGCUUGAUAUGGUACAAGCCCAAGUUCCCGUUGUUCCCGACGCCUCCAGCUCCAGAAAGGUCCAGGACGAGCAGGUGAAGAAGAAGGAGAUGGAGGAGAUUCGCGUCACCGAGGUGGCCAAGGAAGACGAGCGCAAACGGAUCCAGGCGGAGGAAAAGAAGAAGCGCGACGCCGAAGAGUCACGGAGGAAGGCGGAGGAGGAGCAGGCUCGCAAGGCGGAGGCGGAAAAGAGGAAGCGCGAAGAAGAAGAGGCGCGCAAGCGACAAGAGCAGGCAGACCGCGAGCGUCGAGAGGCCGAGAUUGCUGCGCGACGACGCGAGGAGGCAAGGCUACGGCUCGAGGAGGAGAGGAGGCGGAAGAAGGAAGCGGAGGAGCAGAAACGACGCGAGCAAGAGGAGCAGCUGCGCAGGGAGCAGCUCGAACGCGAGGUCGCCGAAGCGGCUCGGAAGCAGCGCGAGGAGGAGGAAAGCAGGGAACGGGAACGGCGAGAACGUCUUCACCGGGAAGAGCUGGAACGGAAACGAGCUGCUCGAGAGGCGGAACAGAGGCGACUCCACGAGGAACAGGAGCGAUGCCGGCUGGACAAGCUUCCACCACUGCUGCGAUGGUUGGAUACGUGUCCGAAUCCCAAGCUUCCCGCCGUCGCCCAGAGGUUCGCCCGCUUGCUCGGCUGCCGCUACGACACAAUCCACCCGGAGACGACUGGGACCGAGGUCGGUCGCGAACAGUGGGUUCUCAACACGGACGUCGCGCUGCUGCUGGGCGAGAAAGAUCUGAACCUCUCGAGAUAUACCGGGUGGUCACGGACGCCGGCGAGCAAGCUGGCUAAAUUGACCGUUUGGGGAACCGAGGGUAUUCGCUACGCGCUGAUCGAACACAAGUGGUGGGAUCUUGGACAACAGCUUCCCGGGUACUACGACGGACGUAAGCCGUCAAGCCUGCGCACGCUGGAACUAGAUCUGCUCAGGAAGGCGGCGUGGGAGAGGUUUCUUGCCUUGGACAUGUUCUUCGUGAAGGUGUCCGAUCUCCUAUACACGAUACCCAACGUUCCGCACCUUCUGAACAUCAAAGUUGCGGUCGAGUAUCGAGAGCUGUUCGAAAGCGAAGCGGAUGCUGCCAAGUGGACCGUGACCAAGUCGAAGUGGAAGAAGGAUCCCGGGGCGGCCAAGUACCACGGUCACGCGCCGCGCAACCAGUACUUUGUCAACGGCGUCUUCGUCGGGGAGGACAUUGCCAGUGGGUACCAGAUCAGCAGGACGCCGUUUCCGGAGAAUCGCGUGCCGAGACGGGGAUUGGUUCGCGUCUCGCGAGACGACCCGGACUACGAACGCCUAUGCAAGGAGCAGGGUCUGCAACACUUGCUCGAGGAGCAGCAGACUCCUGCGUCGGUGCCGAAUGGCCUUUUGUCAUCUCCUGCGAGUCAGACGACGGCCGCUCCGGAGGCUGCCCUCGUAAACGGAACGACCAGCCAUUCCACCGCACACGAGCAUGUUAACGGCGUUGAUGCGGCGGGUGAGUCGACGGCGAACGGUGUUCAAAACCAGUGA
Drechmeria coniospora is the source of this 4605-nucleotide messenger RNA. RefSeq lists its product as uncharacterized. Gene Ontology annotation, molecular function: protein binding. Bases 1 to 4605 code for a protein of 1534 amino acids. Lineage: Eukaryota; Fungi; Ascomycota; Sordariomycetes; Hypocreales; Ophiocordycipitaceae. The record is from RefSeq and is a predicted model, not a curated record. The transcript is spliced from 3 exons. Gene Ontology annotation, cellular component: nucleoplasm.